AUGUUUCCAAAGGCGCCGUUGGGUUUGAUUAUGCCAAAUAACGACAAACUACUUCCGCUGGCGGAUGAGGGUUAUGACGACCACGACCAAUCACUACCAUACAAACGCGUAUCACUGAAUGGACAAGGCGAGAAUCGCGAAGAAUUCUGGUCACAUUCAAAAGUAUUAAAAAAAAGCGGCUUCUUUGCUGCUGCAUUGAGUAGCCGGUGGGCUAAAAAAACUGAAGGUGGUCUAUACGUGGUAGAACUCGAAAGAGUUGAACCGGAUAUUUUUGAAAUCAUUCUAAAAUAUAUUCAUAUAUCUACGCUCGACUUUCAAAAAUUCUCCCCAUCUUUCCUUCUCUCUCUCCUCAUCUCGUCGGACGAACUCUCGCUUGACGACCUCACAUCACAAAUCCAAACCCACUUUCUGACGACUGCACAUAAUUGGACCUUAUCCAACCUAGUUCAUCUACUUAACGCUCUUUACCAUUACGAAGGAGGAUUUUCGCUAUUGAGAACAUUUAUAAUAGACACGGUAACAAAGAACCCCAGGUUAUUGUUUGGGUCGGAGGAAUUUGGACAAUUGCAAGAAGAAACCGUCAUGGAUCUGGUAGUGAAAAGAACACACGAAUUGGGUAUGGGACUGGUCUGGGAUUGCUUGAUUGCUUGGGCCAGUAAUGGAACCCUGACUUUUGGCGAGGAGAAUGAGAACGACGUAAAAGAAAAGCUUGGCGCAUUGUUGGAAGAAAUCGUAUUCUCUUCGCUAUCCCGAAACGUAUACAGUCAAAAAGUCAUUCCAUGCGCAAAACUAAUCCCAGACUAUAUCUCCAACGAAGUCCUAGACUAUUACCUACGACGUAGAAAGGCCGAUUCUAUACCGAUCCAACCCAAAGUCACCCUCCGCGACUCGACCAUAAUCAACCACUUUCACGCAUCGAUAAUUUCCAAAUGGAUCGAAGCGGGCAACGCUCGGCUAUCCCGCAAACCAUCAUCCCGGAUCAAACGGCUAUCUCAACAAAUAUUUCAUCCUCGAUCAUCGUACCGAUUCAAUCUUAUCUUUCGCAAGAGCCGAUAUGGAUUUGUGUCUGAAGAUUACAGGAGUCAAUGCUCGGGGGUAACACCGAUGGUUGUUGUGGCCAAAGUCAAAAACUCUUACAAACUCGUGGGCGGAUAUGCACCACUCGGCUUGAACACUGCUGGUGCCAAGAAGGAGAUUAGAGACGGUUGGGAAAAGAGUUUUAUAUUCAGUUUUUCGGAAACUGGUCAGGAAGUCAGGCUAAGAGACUGCGCAGUCAUGAGUAGGAUGGCUGAGGAGAGAGAAGGAGGGUAUAUUCCAUUUUCGUGGUUUGGUCCUCGGUUUGGUAGUGACUUGUUUAUUAAUUUGGAGACGGAUCGAUGUGUGUGUCGGCAAGCAUAUUACGAAAAUCCUGUGAUUGAUGAGAGUAAUUUUGCUAUCGAUGAUUGUGAAAUAUUUGAAGUAGUCAAAGCCGAUGAUUGA
This is a messenger RNA of Paraglomus brasilianum, 1479 nucleotides long. The record is from the annotation of a GenBank genome assembly. Lineage: Eukaryota; Fungi; Glomeromycota; Glomeromycetes; Paraglomerales; Paraglomeraceae.